Molecule: messenger RNA, 4166 nt
Organism: Conger conger (European conger)
Lineage: Eukaryota; Metazoa; Chordata; Actinopteri; Anguilliformes; Congridae
Product: glutathione hydrolase 6
Exons: 4
Coding region: 137-2161 (674 amino acids)
Cellular component (GO): extracellular exosome
Source: RefSeq, a predicted model, not a curated record
GUGGCAGGUAACACCGAAGGCGUUAAAGAAUAUGAACGCAGAAAGAAAUACAAUCAGACCAAGAAUGGUCGUUUGGAAAUAUUACGAAUUACCGUUGAACCUCAGUUAACCUUAGACAAUUCACUUCGUGAGCAAAAUGAUUCCUAAAAGUUCCGUUCGAUAUGAAAGAUUGCGAACUGAAUACUACGAAGAACCGUGCACUGACCAAGGAAACCCUGAAGAUGAUGAAGAAGUGACCGUUUUUAUUGCACAGACUUUGGGUCGGGAGCACAGAGUCAGGCGGCGGAGCAGGUGUAUGCGGCUGUCUGUGGCCCUCCUGCUGCUCCUAUUGGCCCUCGGGUUCGUGGUCUGCGAGUGGCGCGGGUGCCUGUGUGACGAGAGCGCACCCGCGGGAAGCUCAGCCGCCCCAGGGAAUUCUGGGACGGCUCAGGAGCAGAAGGGACACGGUCACCACCACGAUGACGACCACCAGGAAGGCGAGGACCACGAUAACCAUGGAGACGAAGAACAUCACGAACAUAAGCAUCCAAAUGCUCUCUUUCAUCAUGGCGUUGUCAUUACUGACUCAGCGAUAUGCUCUAAGAUUGGCAGGGGAAUUCUUGAAAGAGGCGGGAAUGCUGUCGAUGCCGGGCUAGCAUCCCUGCUUUGCCUGGGAGUGGUUCACCCGCACACUACAGGUGUAGGUGGAGUAUUUUCGGCUAUUCUUCAUAACCGCACGUCGGGAAAGCACAGAGCGAUACGCUCCGUCUCCCCCGCCGGUCCUCCAUCCGCGCACGGCGUUCCCGCCGCUCUCCAGGGCGUCCGGGAGCUCCACCGGCUCUUCGGCUGCUGCGGGUGGGAGACGUUAUUCUCCGGGGCCGUGAAACUGGCCGCGGACGGGUUCAGCGUGGACCGGUCGCUCGCCGAGGCGCUGCGGAGGAACCGGGAGGAAGUGCUCCGGUCCUCCCUGUGCCAGCUGUUCUGUGAUGGGAAAAACGCUGUCAAAGCUCUGGGAUCCACGGUGGCCAAUCAGAAGUUAGCUGAGCUUUUGCAGUUUGUCAGCCUGAACCGUUCCCGUAUCCCAGAAGGCCUGGCGCUGAAAUUGGCCGCAGAUCUGCCCCCGACGGAGAGGCAGGGGUUUGUCGAGAGUGUCCAGGGGUGCGGGGUGGAAAUUGAUGAGCCUCUUAUCAUAGAAGAAGAAGAAUACAGUGUCUAUGCAGCAACUUCCCCGCUAUCCAGUAAGAUCUUAUCAGAUGUCUUAGGUAAGAUAAAGGAGCAGGACCUAUCCCCUUGGAAAAAUGCAGAUCUGAACAGCAGUGCCUCUGCAUAUAUCAGUCUCUUAACUGCAGCUGAACUGAUAUAUAACGACAGUCUGGCCAAGGAGAACCGCAGUGUUGGAGAUUUGCUGGCGCUGAAUCCAGUGGGCAGCCAUGUUGGGGUGCUGGACAGUGCUGGUAAUGCGUUAGUUAUCUCUUCCUCACUAAACAGCCUGUUUGGAUCAAAGAAACUGCUCCCCUCCACCGGAGUCAUUCUGAGCGAUGUGAGUCCACAUCCCGUUGAGAAUGCGCUCUUCUGGAGCUGCCCGCUAAUCCUGAAACUCAAACAGGAUGAUGCUGAUGAUGACACUAAUAAUGACCACCAUCACCAUGAUGAUGCAGAUGAUGACACUAAUAAUGACCACCAGCACCAUGAUGGUGCAGAUGAUGAAGCUAAUAAUGACCACCAUCACCAUGAUGAUGGCGAUGAUGAUGAUCAUAAUGACCACCAUCAUCAUGAUGAUGGCGAUGAUGACACUAAUAAUGACCACCAUCACCAUGAUCAUGAUGAUGAUGAUGAUGAUGAUGAAGAGCUGCUGGCUGUGGGAGUCACAGGCGGGCUGUCCGCCCCGUUUCUCGCCGCCCAAAUCAUCCUCAGCAUAGUCCGCGGCGGGAAGUCGGCCCAUGAUGCGGUGACCGGCCCCCUGCUCCGCCCGGAAGCGGGCGCUCCCGGGUCGUUAUCGGGGUGCAUCUCCACGGUGACCAAAGGGUCCAACGCAUCCCGGCUGCUGCCAGACAGGCAGGGGGGGGCGGCGGUCAGGGCCGGUUGUCCUGACAACACGCUGGCGCUGAUUCUCCAGGCGCGUUCGGGGCACGUGGGGGCGUACGGCGCCCCCGCAGACGGGGCUCACACUGAUGGGUACUGAGGGGCACCGCGGGCCGACACACUGCCCAAAAUCAGGCCACAGCGGUGGACCAUCUGUCCUACACCACUGUCAGUCCCAAGCCCAAUAUGAAGUGGCUCUAAAUCCCACACCGUUUUGCUUUGGCUGAGACACCAAAAUGUACAAAUUCAUUAUUAAUCCAAUGGCAAUACUUGGGUCCUGUACAAACACAGUCUCUGUGGGCCCCCUUCAAACUGUAGCCCAAAACAAAUUUUGGUUACACUUUAUCUUACAGCCUGUUAAUUACCCAGUAUUCACAGUAAAUACACAGCUACUUGUGUAAUUAUUAGGUAACUACUUUGAUUUUAGUGGUAAGUACUUUACUCAGUGAGUCAGUACAAGUCAGUAUGUACCAUAUGUACAUAAGUACAUUUUACAGCCCGUUUCAUAGUACUUACCUCUGACAUCAAAAUAGUUACCUAAUAAGGACUUGGUAUUUAGCCAGUAAAUACUAGGUCAUUAACGGGCAGCAAAAUAAGAUAUUGAUUAGUAGAAUCAUAAUUAUGUUGUUAUGCUGGGUUACAACAAAAGCCUGCGCCCGCACUGGCCCUUUUGGGAUAAAAUUGGGCACCGCUGCAGUAGGAACUUUAGCUAGUUGUAUUGUGUUUACCAUGGUGUUGGUUACUCUGGGGUUUAGGCUAAUUUGGAGCUCCUCUGGCAGGUGCCCUCAGAUUGCUGUUGGGCAGGUAUGGCUGGUCUGACGUGUCUCCACCUCGAUGUGUGGCAUACCAAAGACAGGGCAAAGUCCACAGUUCAGUUUUAUGAAUAGGGAGCUUGCAAAACAUCAUGUGCAAAAGGUAGUGACAGGUCAGACCAGUUGCCCCUGGUUAAGGACAAAGAGUGCUGCUGUCACAUGGAAUAGAUGCCUAAAUUGUGCUUUUGGCAUGGCCAAAACCAUAUGUUUACAUGUUGAACUUGAUCAAAUCUUUAUAUCUUAGAUAAUGUUACUCAGUGAAUGCUGUGAUGAAUACUGAAUAGUGAUCCUUAUCCUAACUUAUUUAACAUGUCUUUCUUUGAGGAAAUUUGAACAGAAAAAAAUGUCAUGUCCGUAUUAAACUAACUUGCGCUGAAAGAUUCGGACAGAAAAGUAAAUGUUUAUCUUUAUUCUAAACAUUUUGGAUCUUACGGUCAGGCACAAAACAUGAUUGUUUAUAUUUAUUGUAAUAAAUGACCUAUGGAAAUGACUGCCAAACAACUGUUGUUCAGAAAUGAAAUGUCUAGAUCUCUGUCGGGAUCUCAAGCUUCUGUGCGUUUGUAUAUAUUAAUGUCUGAGCUGGGAUUCCUCAGCUAAAACAAGAUCUGAUUGUUAUUAUUAAAUUGUUAUUAUGCUAAAAUAUGAAGAAAGGGGUUACACAGAGGUGAAUAUUUGUGUGACUCUCAGUUACUGAAAUAAGAUCGGCAGACAAUAUUAUUAACCCAACAAAAGUGUAGGUGUUGUUUCGUGAUGUAGCUGUUAAUUUUUUAAAAUCAUUUUAGCAGUUCCUGAUGUGACUACUGAAUGUUAUUUAUUAAAUUACAAUGCGGGGAGGGGAGAGCUUGAUAAAUCGCAGUUGUGUUUGGGGGAGAGUUUUUGGUAAUUCACAGUUCUGCUUCAAGAGAGGGAUUUUUCUUAAUAAAUCACAUUUCAGCUGACUGCGAUUGUUCUUAAUAAAUCACAAUCUGUUUUUUUUUUCCACCAUAGAAAAUGCAAGAUAGUGGAAUACUCUCUGGCUGACAGACAUCACAAUUUCAGAAAGAACUGCCUGGGCUUCUUUGUAGCCUCCGUCUUUGUUGUGAUUUGCAGCUUUCAGGUGCUGACUGUACGGUUUCCCAGCAUCCUUUGCAUAUCUGUUCUCCAGCCUGUUUAACUCAGGGAGGUGCUCAGCCUUGUCUACGGGUCUGAUUAUUUGUUGAUAUUGUUUCAUGGUGUCGUUAUUUUGUUAUAUAUAGCCCUUGAAACCUGGGUACACGGAAUUCUAACAAUAAAUGUAAAAUGAUAUAAACAAAA